This is a messenger RNA of Malassezia pachydermatis, 426 nucleotides long. RefSeq lists its product as hypothetical. The coding region runs from base 1 to 426 and encodes 141 amino acids. NCBI's taxonomy places the organism in Eukaryota, Fungi, Basidiomycota, Malasseziomycetes, Malasseziales, Malasseziaceae. The transcript is spliced from 2 exons. The record is from RefSeq and is a predicted model, not a curated record.
AUGCGACGCCCACUGGGUGCAUUGGAAGCGCUGCUCACCGCGUACGCCACACGAGCAUUGGCGAAAUGGAUGAGCAGCUCCCCCCUGUUUCUACGUGCCACAGAGCGCGUUUUGCAUGAAUGGGAUCAUUUACCGAAUCGCUGGCAAGGUCGGGCUGUGCCGCCUUUCGAGCCACGGACACCAUCAUCGACGGUCGAGCACGACGAACCACACGAUAUGCCAUCACCCUACCCUAUCUCCGGCAAGCAUUCGAUGCCCUCCUUUGGUCAGCGAGCAACACCGCGUCGCCCAACCGUCGCGCAAACACGCGGUUCGCAUAAGGGCGACGCGGCUGAGUCUCCACCGAAGCGAAAGCGUGACGUGGAUCGCGUGGCCGAGGAAAUUCGCGCACUGCAAGAGAAAAUUCGGGGCACUCGUGAGCGGUGA